AUGGGCGUGCAGUUCUCUCCAAAUCCUAAUAGUGUGUUGAAACUCUUUUCCCUCUCUGCAGGCCGCUGUGUGCACUCGUUCAGUGUGUUGGUCAUCAACAGCACCUGUGUGUCUCUGUCCUGGAGCCUGUUGGACCCUCCCUCAGUGCCUCUGUACAUGGUAGUGCAGUGGUCUCCUCAGAGGCAGCAGGGCUAUGACCCUCACAAAGGCCGGACUAGUGAAACAUGGGCCAGACUGCCCUACACCAAGCGUCCCAUCUACCUGAGAGGUGAUUUUUUAGGCUCAGAGGACUCUGGCUUCCAAUUGUACCCUGUGUUUGCUGAUGGAGAAGGGGAGCCAAUGUACGCUAAAGUUGCAGCCACCAGAGAAGACCCUGCAGCCUACAUGAUGCUCAUGGUCAUCUCCUUCCUCUCCAUCGUCCUGUUAAUUACCCUCAUCCUCUCCCAGAACCAGAUGAAGAAGAUUGUCUGGAAGAAAGUGCCCAACCCAAACCAGUGCUCCUGGGCCAAAGGACUAGACUUCAAAAAGGGUGCCACCUUUGACCUCCUGUUCAGACCUCCAGAGGGUCUGUCAACCUGGCCGCUGCCCCUGCCCUCUGAGAAUAUUUCUAAAGCUUCCAUAUUGGACAAAACAGAUCUCUCGGCUAUGAAUAAAGCUUUAAUCCAAGCCCCAUGUGUGUCCCUAACUCCAGCCCCUGCAUUUUCCAUGUCCCAUUUCCCUCCGGGGUUUGACACUGAGGCUGACCCGGCUCAACCCAGUGAGAGUGAGGGGCUCCUAAGUGGAACGUCCUUAGCCCUAAAUGUGAAUACCAUUUCCCGGCAAAGAAUAGAUGAGUUACUACUACCAGACCAGACCUCAGGCAGCAAUGACAGCUCCACUCACUCUUUGGUCACCUACGCCACGGUGCUGCUCUCUGGUCUGAAACAGGAGCAGCAGCCCUCUCACCUCCACUACAAGGACGGUAGCGGCAGCAGCAGAAGCUCAAGCGACGAAGGCAACUUCUCCACCAACAACUCGGACAUUUCUGGGCCUUUCGUUGGUGGCUUGUGGGAGCUGGACAGCUGCCAAGGUGGAGAGAUGGACGACCUGCGGCACUCCUGCUUAUACAACUCUGUGGAGGAGCUUUCUGAAACAUCAGAUCAAGAACACAAAGGAGAGGAGGAGGUGAGAGGAAUUAAAGACUUCUUUCAUCUGGGAAUGGACUUUCCAGCGGCGGAUGAGAAGAGUGAGAAAGAUGAGCAGAGAGGAAAAGAGACAAAUAUUGAGCUGCUUAAAAAUGUAGUUUUGAACAGAGAUGAGCGUGCUGUGGAGUUGCACCCUUUGCUCGGGCCUGAGGACUCGAGAGAGCUGCAGUCAGCGUCAUCGCGUGGCUUUUCUCAGCUGUACCAGCCUCAGUUCAGGACUGCUGCGUGCAUGAGGCAACUUGCUGCUCACCCACAAGACGGCUAACUCCAGCCGUGACACUCACAAAGACGACAUUUGAAUAAACAUUGCUUUCACCAAAGUGGAUUAGCACGUUCCUUCAGACAAUGUGAGGUGUGGAGCUAAGGAAUGUAUAAGAAUAACUUGUCUGAGGAGUGAUUGCAAAUUGAUAAGAAUCAAUGCUGCUAUUGUUUUCUGCGUGAAAAGAUACUAAGAGGGCACAAGCCUUAUAAAGGCAUUUCUUUCUUUCUUUCUUUAUGGGUUUUUAAACCCAAAUUUUACUGUGUCGCACUGCUCCUCGCAAUCAGUUACUUUUUAAGCUAUUACAGAGAGCAGCACAUGCAGUACAUUGGUCAACAAUGGAGUAAUUAAAGGUCCCAUGUCAUGCUU
Notothenia coriiceps (black rockcod) is the source of this 1812-nucleotide messenger RNA. Its product is annotated as leptin receptor-like. The record is from RefSeq and is a predicted model, not a curated record. NCBI's taxonomy places the organism in Eukaryota, Metazoa, Chordata, Actinopteri, Perciformes, Nototheniidae. The coding region runs from base 1 to 1449 and encodes 482 amino acids. The transcript is spliced from 6 exons.